Molecule: messenger RNA, 3792 nt
Organism: Ipomoea triloba (trilobed morning glory)
Lineage: Eukaryota; Viridiplantae; Streptophyta; Magnoliopsida; Solanales; Convolvulaceae
Product: lysine-specific demethylase JMJ25
Exons: 13
Coding region: 285-3299 (1004 amino acids)
Biological process (GO): regulation of transcription by RNA polymerase II
Cellular component (GO): histone deacetylase complex; chromatin
Molecular function (GO): histone H3K9 demethylase activity; chromatin DNA binding; transcription coregulator activity
Source: RefSeq, a predicted model, not a curated record
AAGCAACAGAGAAACGAGGGGUCAUAAUUGGUGGCAGUGAUAAAUAGAUUCCACUUGUGACUCAACCAAGACAAUGUAGGACUCUUCCUCUUUCAUCACACUCCAAUCCAACACGGAAAAUCUUAAAUCUUGAAACCCUUUUUCCCAGUAAUUUUGUUUUUCUAAUCUUGGGCACAAAACCCUAAUCUUGAACCGCUUACCCACAGCGAAAGAUUGAGUCUUUGGGAGGAAAUCUCGAGGGAUUCUUGAAAACUGAAAACAGAAAAAGAAGAAGAAAAAACCCUAUGUCGGAGGGGGAGUCUUUGCCGGACGAUCUCCGGUGCAAUCGGACGGACGGGAGGCAAUGGCGGUGCAAGCGGCGGGUAUUGGAGGGGAAGAAGCUCUGCGACAUUCACUAUAUGCAGGGGAGGCAUCGGCAGAUGAAGCAGAAGGUCCCGGACUCGCUGAAAUUCGAGCGGGCGAGGAAGAUGAAGAAGGCGCCGGAUAAGGGCCACGAAAUUGGGGUUUCCAGGCGGGAGAAGACGCUGAAAGUGGUGAGGAAAUUGAAGGCGGCGGCGAAGCGGAAGCGCUGCGUUUCCGAGGCUUUGGAUGAGGCGUUGAAGAGAAUGGAGCUGAAGCGAGGGGAUUUGCCAUUGGAGCUGAUUCGGGUGUUCUUGAAACGCCAAGUGGAGAAGAAGAAACAGAAGGAGCUCAAGAACGAGAGUGACGCAUCAGUGGAAUUAAUGCGUGAAUUGCCCAAUGCUGUAAUGGCUAUCCCCAAUUUACCUUCCAAUAACCUCAACAAUGGCGGUUUCAUCUCUGAUGUCAAAUUGGGGGCGGAUCCCUUCUCGGCUAGGCAGUUUAGGUCAAAGAACAUUGAACCUCCUCCCAUCACCACACUGCAGGCUGUGCCAUUUGCGAAGAAUCUGAAGAAAGUGAAGAGGAAGAAGUGCCACUGGUGUAGAAGAACCAACUAUAGGGUUCUCGUCAAAUGCUUGAGUUGCAAGAAGCAAUUUUUUUGCAUGGAUUGCAUUAAAGAACGGCACCUUGAGAAGCCGGAGAUUAAAGCAGCAUGCCCUGUAUGUCGUGGGAGCUGCAGCUGUAGAAUCUGCACAAAAACAAAAUCAAAGGCUAUCAACUUCAAGGAAUUUUAUAGGGACAAGAAAAGGGUUAACAAAACUCGACUGCUUUAUUAUCUUAUCCAUUCACUCCUUCCUGUGCUGGAAAAGAUUAACCAAGAACAGAGCAUUGAGUUGGAGAUAGAAGCUAACAUAUCAGGAAAAGAAAACUCGGAAGUCCAGAUACAGCAGGCUGCAGUGGGCCUCAAGAAGUUAUAUUGCUGCAGUAACUGUAAGACUUCCGUUCUGGAUUACCACAGAAGCUGCUUAAACUGCUCUUUUGUACUUUGCAUAAAUUGUUGCUCGGAGCUUCGACAAAGAUAUGAAUGUUCUAAGUCCAACGGGGCAAGCAGAGGGAAAUCUUCUGAUGUUGAUGAUGAUAAUGAGUUAACGGUGAGCAUGAAGCAGACUAGUACCUCUAGGCUAAGGUCAUCCUGGACGCAACUUGCAUCUUCAAUAUCGUUAUGUAACUGGGAACCUUCCAUUGAUGGCAGCAUAUCUUGCCCACCUACAGAAUCUGGUGGUUGCAGUGGUGGGUUUCUUCACUUGAGAUGCCUUUUCCCUUGCAAUUGGUUUAAGGAGCUGGAAAUUAGUGCCCAAGCGACAUUGUGCCACGAAAAGUAUGAAGAAACUAAAGAUGCUUCUGGGUCAUGCUCACCGUGCAAGGAAGGUGAUCAUAAAGAUUGCGGGGUAAAUAAUUUGCUUGUGGAAUUGGCUCAAAGACUAGAUACAAAUGACAACUUUCUGUAUUGCCCCACUUUGAAGGAUCUCUGGGAAGAAGACUUUGAAAACUUUCAGAAACACUGGGGAAAAGGUCAUCCUGUUAUAGUAAGAAAUGUGCUCCGGAGUUCUUCAGAAUUGUCAUGGGAUCCCGUUUUUAUGUUCUGCACUUACCUUGAGAAGAGGUCUAAGUGUCCAAAAAAUAAAGAAGCUACAAAAGCGCCAAAUUCCCUGGACUGGUGUGAGGUAGAAAUUGCCAGAAAGCAGGUCUUUAUGGGGUCAUUGCAAUGGCAGACACAUGCAGCUAUUAGGCAACAGAUGAUAAAGUUUAGAGCAUGGCUUUCUUCCCAUUUAUUUGAAGAACAGUUUCCAGUGCAUUAUUUGGAAAUCUUACGAGCUUUGCCACUUCAGGAGUAUAUGAAUCCCAAUUCUAGUCUCCUUAACCUAGCGGUGAAAUUACCAGGGGAAAUGGCAUCACCCGACUUAGGUCCUUCUAUCUAUAUCUCAUAUGGUGGGUCCGAAGAGCUGGUGCGAACUGAAUUCACAACUAACCUGUGCUACGAGUCUUAUGAUGUGGUGAACAUUUUAGCAUAUGCUACGGAUACGCCCAUAUCUAAAGAACAGCUAUGUAAAGUUAAAACUUUGAUGAAAACAUUUGGCGCUAAAGAUCAGAGGGAAUGUACAAGCAAUUCUACUGAUCAAAGAGGGAAAUCAUCUCUGCAGAGUGAAGAUACUGAAGAAUCGGGCUUGCAGGAUGUGAAUGGAGAGCACGCGCAAUUGCCUGAUGCUAUCGCGAAAGUGCCCUUCUAUUCUGCUGACUCACAUAAAGGCCAAACAUUUGGCGUUGACGACAGUAAUCUGUUAAGUGACAGUGACUGUGACUCGGGAUCUGAUUCCGAGGGCUCAAUACUCUGCUCUGAAUCAGUCGACAGAUUAACAGACUCGGACAUUGAUGAUUUCUUUCAUGAUAGCUUAGAAUCCAGCAAUACUCACGGUACAGAAAACUCUGCUACAAUUUGUGGGGCUCAGUGGGACAUUUUCCGCAGACAAGAUGUCCCAAAACUUCUGGAAUAUCUCAGGAGGCACUCUAAGGAGUUCAUCUCUGCUUGCAGCUAUUCUAAACAGCCUGCGCAUCCAAUUCUUGAUCAAGAUUUCUUCCUCGACGCAUAUCAUAAACUAAAGCUUAAAGAGGAAUUCGAUGUUCAACCAUGGACGUUCGACCAACAUCCUGGCGAAGCUGUGAUCAUCCCCGCUGGAUGUCCAUAUCAAAUUAGACAACUUAAGUCAUGUGUGAACAUUGUUUUGAACUUUCUGUCACCUGAAAACGCGGCUGAGUGCAUCCAUUUGAGCGAUGAAAUUCGACUCCUUCCUGCACACCACAAAGCCCGAAGAAAACUGAUGGAGGUCAAGAAAAUGGCUGUAUGUGGGAUUCGAGAUGCAGUUGGAGAAAUUCAUGACAUAACUACAAAAUUGCCCUCUUGAACCGUUCUGAUAACCCAAAACGUCCGUCUUUCCUGAAGAACCCAGACUUCUAUCGCGCCAUUUGCCAAAGGGUCUGCACCUGUGUUGAAAAAUCACAAAAGCUCUUUAUAUUCCCGUGUGCACGAAAAAAUGGCGUUCCCGGGCUGAUUGAUUCAUGUAAUUGGUUUCUUCUUCUUCAUCAUCAUCAUCUCUGUGAAUGGCUGUGUCUUGGUGGUGAUCAUGCAAGGUAAAACUGAAAAAAUAUGAUGGCAGUAAAUUUGUAGUGAUUCUGCAUUUGGUUGUUGUGGGGUUCACUGAAAUCAUUGUUUUGGACAGGCAAAUAUAAUUGACAACAAUUUUUGUGUAAUAGCAACGAUGGAACAACCUUAUACUUCCCCCAACUUUACUUGUUUCUUUCAUGUGUAAAUUGUUUGCUGUAAAUAACAUUUCGUUUUAAGUUAAUGUUUGACAGUCUUAUAGCUAAUACAUUUAUACAUGCUUUUAAAUGAGUUAA